Molecule: messenger RNA, 1075 nt
Organism: Silurus meridionalis
Lineage: Eukaryota; Metazoa; Chordata; Actinopteri; Siluriformes; Siluridae
Gene: nubp2
Product: nucleotide binding protein 2 (MinD homolog, E. coli)
Exons: 7
Coding region: 105-926 (273 amino acids)
Biological process (GO): iron-sulfur cluster assembly
Cellular component (GO): cytosol
Molecular function (GO): ATP binding; ATP-dependent FeS chaperone activity; 4 iron, 4 sulfur cluster binding
Source: RefSeq, a predicted model, not a curated record
ACACACACACACACACACACACACACACACACUCCUCAGUAAGAGAAGAAGAAAGCGGCCCGGAAUCCACCAAUCACACACUGUGUUAUCGGUUGCGUCAUGUGAUGGCGGAAGUGAUGGCGGAAGUGAUGGCGGUACCCGGUGCCAGGGGGAACCUGGAGAAGGUCCAGCACGUGGUGUUGGUGUUGUCAGGUAAAGGUGGAGUGGGGAAGAGCACCAUCACCACCGAGUUAGCCCUUGCUCUCUUACACUCGGGGAAGAAGGUGGGAGUGCUGGACGUGGACCUGUGUGGUCCGAGUAUCCCCCGCAUGCUGGGUGUGAGUAAACACGAGGUCCAUCAGUGUGACGCAGGCUGGGUUCCUGUGUGUGUGGAGCGUCUGUCCCUCAUGUCCAUCGCCUUCCUGCUGGACGACCCUGACGACGCCAUCAUCUGGAGAGGACCCAAAAAGACUGCUCUGAUUGGUCAGUUUGUGAGUGAUGUGGCGUGGGGAGAGCUGGACGUGUUGUUAGUGGACACGCCUCCCGGUACCUCUGAUGAACAUCUGGCUGUUCUGGAGAACCUGAAAAAGCACAGAGUGGAUGGAGCUCUACUGGUCACCACACCACAGGCUGUAUCUACAGGAGAUGUGAGGCGUGAGAUCACCUUCUGUAAGAAGACCGGGGUGAAGAUUCUGGGUAUCGUCGAGAACAUGAGCGGCUUUGUGUGUCCUCACUGCACUGAGUGCACCAGUAUCUUCUCUAAAGGAGGAGGAGAGGAACUCGCCAAGCUCACAGGAUCAACCUUCUUGGGCUCGGUGCCGUUGGACCCUCUCCUGAGUGCGAGUGUGGAGAAAGGUGGGGAUUUCCUGAAGGCAUUCCCUGAGAGUGCCAUCUACAGCUCCAUCAGACACAUUGCAGAUACACUACUGAGGAACCUGGAGCCCUGACCUUCAUCAUCAUUAACAGGACAAUGUACAGGAGCAGGAGUGUGGGAACACGGACUCUAACACACAGUUUCCACCAUAUCAACACGUCACAUGGUUUUGAAGGUGUGUGUGUGUGUGAUUUAUAAUAAAGCAGUAGAUUUUCUCCUCCA